This is a messenger RNA of Cinara cedri, 4007 nucleotides long. NCBI's taxonomy places the organism in Eukaryota, Metazoa, Arthropoda, Insecta, Hemiptera, Aphididae. The record is from the annotation of a GenBank genome assembly.
AUGAGUGGACGAGUUGCUGCCAAUGACUAUCUCGAUAUCCUCAAUGAUGAAAUUUUUACCAUAGCCAGCAUAUUGCUGCCAAACAUUGUCAUACUCCAAGAUGAUAAUGCGCCGAUACACAGAGCGAAAAAGGUUCAGUCUUGGUUCAAUGAGCAUCAGAAUAUAAUAAAACAUCUUUCCUGGCCAGCACAGUCACCAGACCUCAACAUAAUUGAAACGAUAUGGGGUUUCAUAUAUAUGUAUGUCGUAUCCAUACCGCGUUAUGUCUAUUUAAUAGAAUGGAACUGAGGUUUCUCCACUUCGCAUAAUUACACAAUAUGGUUAACAUUUCGCAAAAUGGAUACCUAAACUUUACACAACGGAACUUGUUCUAUCAUUUGGAUGUCUAUAACGCGAAAUAAUAAAUUAUUAUUAUCUCUCAAUUAUAAUUAUUUAUUUAAACCUUAUAUUGCAUACCAAGGGUUUUUUUAGUUGAUAUGAUAAUAUUCCUAUCGGCUGAUCAUAAAUGACAAUCAAAAAAUUAUUUUUUUAGUUUCAUCCACUGUAUAAACAUUAUUAUUGGUCGAUUACCGUCGUUAUUUCGUUAUAAAAGUGGAUAUAGGCUCUACAGAUCCAGCGAACAUUAUUGCAGUAGUGAUAGAACAUAAAAAUGAUCUCAACCGUUUAGGAAUUGAACAUGGCAUUAUAAAGGGUUGGUAUGGUUCAGGAAAUAUUCAUACAGGUUUAUAAAUAUCGACCAAGUAAAGACAAAAGAAAUGUCAAUCAGAGAAAUUUUAUCAUCUUUAACAGGUCAUGGCUUUUAUAGCUGUUACUGUAAAGGUAAAACAAAAAACUGUGCUUGUUUUAAAGGUAAUUUAAAAUGUAAUUCUCGUUUUAAUACUACUCAAACAUGUUCAAAUAAAUAAUAAUAGAAAUUUGUAAUCUUAAAAAACAAAUAUUAAUUUAUUAUUGUAUUAUUAUUAUUAGUGUAAUAUUUCGCGUUAUGGAUAUCCAAAUGACAGAACAAGUUCCGUUAUGUAAAGUGUAAAUAUCGAAAUGUUACAAAAUUUUAAAUCUAAUUAUGUUAAUCUACUCAUUAAAGGUAGCCAUAAGAAAUUGAGAAUUAUUGUAACAUUAGAAACUAAUAUCAAAUUAGCAUUAUAUAUUUGUACAUAAUUUCCGGUUCGUGAUAAAAAGAUAAAAAGAACCACAGUAUAGGUACAACAUAUACAUAUAAUUUAUUUAACAUGCAGUAUUAAUAUACUGCACAAUAAUUCUUUACUACAUUUAUAAUAAAUAAUAAUAAAGUUGUAUUACCUCCUCAGGAAGUGAACUUGCUUGAUGUCUCGGAGAAUGAAUAUUAUCGAGGUACUUAGAUAAUUUGCUUGCUGAUAGACUUGUGAAAUGUCUAUUGUAAAGAUGUCCUGGCUGUAAAAACAAAUAAAAAACCAAAUGUAAUCAAUUAAAAAUUUACAAAACGAUUGCAAACUAGAAUAUAAUGUUAUUCUUUUUUAAAAAAUGUCGCAAGGGUUUUGUGUAAAACGGCUUCGUAUAAUAUAGUAAUUAUUAAUAUACUUGACAUCGUUUACCCAAUUAUUACUGUUCUCAUAUUCAACAAUGAGGUUUGCCGAAUUAAUUGUAAAAUAUUCUGAAGUAGACCUGCUCGAGGCCCAGGAGCCUUUAGUGGUAAUCUACAAGGCUUGCGUGGGCUCACUCAAUCUCGUUUGGAAUCUAUGGACGGAAUUUUUCAUGCAGCAAUAUUUUUAAUUUUUGAAAAAAUAGAGAAAGUUAAACAAAAAUGGCAUUUGUUUGAAUACAUUUUUAGGAUAUCAUGUGACUCGUGACUAAAUAAAUCUAUUAGUUCCAUUCAAAGUUUAACAGAAUAAUCGUAAAUAUAAAACAAAAAUAGUUCAAAAAAGACGGACAUACUUCGCACGAUAGAUGCUGCCACUAGUGUUAGUGAAAAGUUGGGAAUGUAGGAUAUAGAGGAAAAAUUAAUUUAUAUCUGCAACUAUAAAUCAUUGCUUACUAAAAACGAUUCUGAGCGGAAUUCAGUUGAUAGUAAAGCUUUGUCUACAAUAUAUAUAUAUAUAUAUAUAUAUAUAUAUAUAUAUGUAUAUAUAAAUCAUAUUAUAGUAAAAUAAAUAAUUAGGCAUUAUAUAUUUUCUUUAAUAAUAUUUAUUAGUGACAGCUGGGUCUCUAGGUAUACCUAAAACGCAUUUUUUUUCUCUUGUUUAAGUAAAAGGGAUAAAAUAAAUGCAAACAAUUUUUUUCGAAAUCCGGGUUUGAACUCACGAUCCCUAGGAUGGUAAUAGAUAUCUAUAAUUAAGGUAUUAUUAUUAUUAUAUAUUAUUAAAGACUAUUGUCGCGUCACGUGGAAUCACAUGAUGUCAUGUGAACUCACGUGACGACAAAAAAAGUGCAGACAUGGAGUAUCGUUUUAAAUGUUCUUUAAAUACAAAAGAACCACAAUGCUAUCACGUUACAAUCGUCACAUCACGUCACCAAAGUUUUGCGUGAAAUCACUUUUUUAUUUUAUAAUUUGGAAUUUAACUUCAUAGAUACUAAAUACUUAAUGGAGUACUAAAUUUAACUCUCAAAGCGUGUGGAGGAAUUUCAAUGAAAAUAGCUUUGCUACCAAAACUUGCUAACUUAACCUUGCUAGUCAAUUUGUUAACCAAAGUAACUUUUAAAAUGAUACUAAUUUUAUACUUAUAAUUCCAAAAUCCAACCCUCAAAACUAAUUUUUAUGAAAACAAUAUUAUAACCAUGUCGGCCAAAUGGUUGAGGUCCAAAGUGUAAUUGUGCUUCCCCCAUUUGGCUUCUUCGUUAUGCUUGUUAACGUGGUGGAAAUUUUGUUCCCACAUCAUCCGAUGGCGAUGUUCUUUUGUUCUAUAAUACGUCUUAUUAUGUUCAGCCUUUAACAAAAAAUAAAAUACAUAAACAUUAUACAAUAAAUGCAUAAACACAUUUUUUACAUUAUGUAAAUUUCAUCAGUAGCGUAUUUAUGGGAGAGGCCGAGGAGACACGGGCCUACGAGAUAUUUUAGCACCACAUACGUAACAUGCCAUUGACGAAGAUCAGUUAUUGCAUUACAUACCUAUAAUUUCCUCUAUAUUUUGUUUUGGCCUAUUUCUACUUUGAUAAUAUUAAAUUAUUACUCACGUUUUAAUUUUGGAAUUUUAAGAUAUUUUUAACGAAAAAUUGAAACUAUUUUAUUUUAUAUUUACGAAAAAUAUUUAGAUUCCAAUGAACUUCGAUGCAAUGCUGCACUUACAGCACACAAUGAAGGGCCAAACCGUAUAUUUUUGUUGAAUAAACAAAUUACUAACAAAAGCCCUCCAAAGUAUACUAAAAAUUGUGUAAGGAAAUAUGAAAGGAGAAUUGAAAGCCAUAAUCGCCGACGUUAUCUUUUUAAAAAGACUGAACUGAAAACAACUGCCGUAAAAAAAUUACAAUCCAAUUCCGGACCAGAUGAAAAUUAUGGAAAUGUGUCACAUAUGACAUGACCUUUAUUCAGACUUAACAGAAAGCCAAAUUGUAGAUUAUAAACGUCUGUACUUGGAAAAAUUAUCAUUGUCUAAGAAACAAAUAAAUGAUUUAAAAAUGAGAACAAGAAAAAAAACCAAAGUGAAGAAUGGUAUAUUGAAAGGAAAAAACAGUUGGUAUUUAUUAUUAAUUUUUUUUAUUUACCUUUUAUAUGUAUUUACCCUCUAUAUUUGACAGACUUACAGCAUCUAUUUUUGGGAAAAUUUGUAAAAUGUGUGACAAAACGUCACGUGAAAAAUUGUAAUUGAUAUUUUGUUUGGCACAUUUACUGGGAAUACCGUCACCGGGUAUGGGAUUAGUAAUAAGGUAAUCGCCAAAAAACAGUUAAAAGAGCUUUCUACAACGAAAAAGUACAACCAGCUGGUUUAAUUGUUGACAUCAAUAUGCCGUUUUUAGCAGCCUCUCCUGACAACGUAAUCGAUAACGAAUCAUUAGUUGAAAUUAAAUGUCCAGCUAGUGCAAAAGAACUCGCCCCAUAA